GGACAGGGUACCAGCAGUAAACAUGGCGGAGCAGCUGCUGGAAACAGUGGAGAGACUUCAGACCCGGAUCCAGGACUGUCCGGAGCCUCGAAAGUUACUGAAGACUCUCAAGCGACUGGGAGAGCUGCCCAUGACUGUGGAUAUACUGGUGGAAACUGGAGUGGGAAAAACCGUGAACUCGUUCAGGAAACACGAAGUCGCCGGAGACCUGGCGAAAAGCCUCGUGGCCAAAUGGAAGAAACUGGUUCCCCAGUCUGCAGACAGACUCAACAGUCACCCCAAAGAGUCCUCCCAGUCACACCAGCUGUCUCAUGGCCACAGAGAUCACCGGGAGCCCUCCCCUGAGGAGGAGCACUCCUACAUGGAGGAGGAGGAGGAGAGGGGCUACCACACCAACUACUCCCCUUCGCCUCCUCAUCAGAACCAGUACAGCCCCCCGCAUCGAGGAGGAUACCAGUCAGACGAGUACGGGAGCCCCGAGCAGGAGCCCGAGCCCAGCCCUUCUCCUCCUCCUCCGCGAAAAGAUGUCCUCCACACCAAACCCAGCAAAGAACCCAUCAAGAACCAUCACCAUGGCAACAGAGACCGGGACGAGGAGCGACGGCAACGCAACGCUCAGACGAGCAGCGACCGAGGAGGAGGAGGAGGAGGAGGAGGAGGAGGAGGAGAGGAAAAGAAACGAGAGAGGCCGAAGAGUCCGGAGCAGAAGAAACACAGCAGGAAGUCCACAACACACGACAGGAAACAGGAGAAGAAGAAGACAGGAGGAGACGGGCGACCUCGAGCUCCUAAAGACUCUCCGCUGAAGGAGGAGGAAGACGACUUCAAGACGCCGUCCAUGUCCUUCGAGUCCUUCCUCACCUACGACGCUCCGACACCCGUCAAGAAGAAGAAAAAGCUGUCGCAGCCUUCGUCGUCUCACGGCCGAUCGUCCUCCUCCUCCUCCCGUCAGACCCCGGCGGCUCCGCCCGCCUCCUCCUCCUCUUCGUCCAAGUCCAGCAAGAAGAGCGUGGCUCAGAGCGCCAAGCGGCCUCGCUCGGACUCAGCCGAAGCGAAGCCGGAGAAGCGCAGCAGGAGGGUUGUCGAAGCUCUCCCCACGCUCCCUGACAUCCCGCUGCCCGCCAUUCAGCCCAACUACAGGCCCCUCCCCUCCAUCGAAACGCCGCUGUCCCCUCAGAGGCGUAAAGUUUUCGUGUCCAACGACGAGGAGGACGCCGGGUUCACGGGGAAGAGGUUCAACUCCAAGAUGGUGGUUUAUUCAGGGUCGAAGACGUCUUACCUGCCCAGGAUGAUGAGUCUGUACGAGCAGUGCAUCCGGGUGCUGCAGAACAACAUCGACUCCAUCGCCGAGGUGGGCGGAGUCCCGUUCGAGAUCCUGGAGCCAGUUCUGGAGCGGUGCACCCCGGAGCAGCUGUACCGCAUCGAGCAGAGCAACCAGUGUUUCACGGAGGACUCCGAUGAGCUGUGGAUGCGUCACUGUAAGCGCGACUUCAAGCGGGAGACUCCUCAGGAGUUCGAGUCGUGGCGGGAGCUGUACCUCCGGCUGCACGAGGAACGCGAGGAGCGCCUCCGGAUGCUCACCCAGAACAUCACCUCGGCUCACGCCAACAAACCCAAAGGGCGCCAGGUGAAGAUCGCCUACGUGAACUCCGCGGCCAAACCGCCGCGCGACGUCCGCCGCCGCCAGGAGAAGUUCGGCACCUCGGGCGGUUCGUCUACGGCCGCCUCGACCGCAGACACGGCUCCCAUCAAAGUAAAAGCAUCCACCACUGAUGCCAGCGGUGAGUCGAGCCGCUCCUUUUCCUCCCUGUUAAACUCUCCAGCAGGUCCGGCCCGCUCCUCGGCGCCGAGCGGAGGAGGGGCGGGGCCACACGCCGGCCGAGAGAAGCCACAAGUCAAAAAAAUCGCCCCCAUGAUGGCCAAAACCAUCAAAGCGUUCAAGAACAGAUUCUCCCGCCGGUAGUGAGUUUGAUCGGUUUUAAUUUAAUUUUAGCAGGAUUUUAACCAGAGACCUUCUUCCUUCACUUGGUUCUCAUUCUGACCCGAAUUAACAAAGAACCGAUGGGACGGCGGCUCCGCCUGCACGGUUUGAAGCGUUCCGCUCGAUCAAAGCGUUCCAGGGAGCAGACGGCGCCUGGUUCUGAGCAGCAGGGCUCGUUUCUGUCAUGGCAGGAUUUAUUUUGACCCGCGGCAGCCGAGCACAAACACUGGAAACUGAGGGCAGCUGAGGCCGCCGUCCUUUAAGGAGUCGCAGAGUUGUAGAGUCGGUCGCAGACGUUCAACAAACCGUUACUUUGAUGAAAAUCUGCCCAGCGCUUCACGAGAUAUUUUGCUAACAGGAAAGUCUGGCUCAGGGCUUUUCAGGGGCCAAAUCAGACCCACGGAUGAACUCAGUUCGUUCCACCAGUGGGUUUAUUUUAAAUAAAACUAGAUUUUAA
Nematolebias whitei (Rio pearlfish) is the source of this 2438-nucleotide messenger RNA. It is a transcript of the gene eloa, whose product is annotated as elongin A. Gene Ontology annotation, biological process: transcription elongation by RNA polymerase II. NCBI's taxonomy places the organism in Eukaryota, Metazoa, Chordata, Actinopteri, Cyprinodontiformes, Rivulidae. The record is from RefSeq and is a predicted model, not a curated record. The transcript has 12 exons. Gene Ontology annotation, cellular component: elongin complex; nucleus. The coding region runs from base 23 to 1963 and encodes 646 amino acids. Gene Ontology annotation, molecular function: protein binding.